AUGUCUGUUGUAGAAGUUGACGAGUUAGAGGAAAAGGUGUCGUCGUCCGACGACGAAGUGAAAUGUGUAGGGCAUUUCACUUCGUCGGAUGACACAGAUACUAUAACAGGAGGACCUCCUGUUAGAGUACCGAAGAUUGAAUAUACUCGUAUUGUUGGUAAUGUGGUUGUGACGGGCGAACCGCUCGACUUCUCAUUCAUGGAUUUUAAGAAGUGUGAAGGUAUGAUCAGGGAGGUCCCAAGGACCGGUAAAAGAAUACCGAUAGUUCCCGAGGAGAAAACGAAGGAAGGCGCUGAGUUGGCGACUGGUGAAGCUGUCAAUACGCAGCCAGUCGUUGUAACGAUCGAUGACGAUUAUGACGAGGAUGAAGAGGAGAGCGAAUCUGAGGAGGAAGAUGAGGACGACGAGGAGGGUGGAGGUUCUGCAACGUGGGAGGAAGAAUUGCAGUUGUCGAGAAUUGAACCCGAGAUCGAAGAGCCAAGUGUGAUUGUGUGCAAUACGCCUGUAAUUCUGACAAGACCGAUAACAGUGUAUCUCAAGCUUAAUAACAAUGAGCUCACUUCUCUAGCUGGUUUGUCGGACUCGCUGACGGCGGUGAUGAUCAAGCACACUGAGAGACUGCAAAUUCUCGAUCUUUCGUUCAAUCAUCUAACGCGUGUUGAUGAGGACAUUUUGGAGUACCCGAACUUGCAAGCUAUCUAUUUGCAUGGCAACCGAAUUGACAAGCUGUCAACAUUCCUAAAGCUGAGGAAGUUACCCAAGUUGAGAUCACUGACAGCUAAUGGGAACCCUAUAGAAGCUCGUGGGAGAGUUUAUCGACUUUUUAUAGUGGGGGCGCUGACAAGAGCCAAGGAAGGAUCGGGAUGCCGCUUGAAGUGUUUCGACAAUGGUGUGGUAACGGAUGAUGAAGCUGCGCUGGCCCAAGAAUGGUACGCUGGUCAUUUACAUCGAGCGGAGAUGAUGAAGGAGGAGAAGGAGCUAAUGCGAGAACGACAGAACAUGUCAUGA
Perkinsus marinus ATCC 50983 is the source of this 1008-nucleotide messenger RNA. RefSeq lists its product as hypothetical. The transcript has 7 exons. The record is from RefSeq and is a predicted model, not a curated record. Bases 1 to 1008 code for a protein of 335 amino acids. NCBI's taxonomy places the organism in Eukaryota, Perkinsozoa, Perkinsida, Perkinsidae. Gene Ontology annotation, molecular function: protein binding.